UAUUCAUUCACAAAACGUCAGCUUUAGAAGAAAGGUGGACAAAAUACCCAAAAGAGAACUUAUCACAACUUGUAAUCUGUUUUAGUCCCUGUUGUGGUGCAUUCUUUUACAGUGGUAAACUCGCCGCCUUCUGAGCCGAGACCAGUGAAUAUGGUAAUUUUCAAUAGCUCUCAGCGCUGCCUGAGCUUUUGGAUAGAUCAAUAAAUCGGCUAACUGGGAUAAUUAAAUUUGAAAUAGACAAAUGGAAUAGUGUUCUUCUCUUUGUAACUGGGCGAGAUUAAACGUACAAUAUGCUGUGUUACAACUGAACCGUAUAAUUUCUCUUUUCUUUUCUAGCCCGAAAACAUGCUGGUCCGGUCAUAACAAUCAAAGGACACCGAUUAUGCGCGGACAUUGAAAAGCUGCUCGAUGAUAUAAAUAAGGAUGCGAGGUCGGGAGGCAGGAAGGCUCGAAACUUAGACACAGCCACGGAGCAGCUGUUGAUGUGGAUGUUCACUGCAAAGAGGAGCAGGGUUGGAUUUUCGGAAGGCACCCGCGCAAAAUGUUUACCUUCGCAUCGUCGUUCUGUUGGUUAUUUCUUGUAGUGAUUUCUUCGUGCGGACAGGGAGAAGUGUUCACGAACUUUGACGGUGCAUCGUACGUGACCUACUCUUACAAUGGACAGCCGAGAACCCUUCCAGACGAUAUCGUCAUCGUUUUCAAGACGAUUAAAGCUUCUGGAAUACUUUUUCACGCUGCAAGCCGCGAAGGCGACUUCAUAACACUGGAGCUCCUGCGAGGCAAAAUCAGGUGAGCUUCUUAGGACAGUUUUUGCUUCUUUAUCUUAGUUUACAUCUAAGCAUAUGUUCGCUGUGAAGUGCGAUUUUGAUUCCUCUUUUUCAAAAAAAAAAAAAAACAAGCAACGACAUUUUUGCCAAUAACAGUUCUCGGAAAGCCUGACACACCUCCUGUCAUAGGCGAAUAAUUGUUUUAUUUCAUUCGAGCGCGUUUUUGUUAAAGAGAGAAGAAAACGAAGACGAUAUCGUCUGGAAGGGUUCUCGGCUGUCCAAGCUAUUUGUCAAGGAAACAAUUCUUUCAGUUUUUUUUUGGUGCCGAGCAAGAGACUUAAUUUUGUAUUACGCUAUAAUUAUUUUUUAAUAUCUGGUUGAAUUUGUGCAGACUUCUGCUGGGAAAAGUGUAAUUUCAAAAAUUGAAAUUAUUUAGAUGAAAAAGGAUAAAAAUGUUUAGUUUAAAAUUCUAUUACUCCUCCCUACCAAAAACCGGUAGACUAUAUCAGUUUUAAGAAAAUGAGAAUGCAUCCGUGAUCGAUCAAUCUUCCUUUUUAAUGGGUUCGAACUACAUUUAAAUUGUUAGUGAGCCCUGCAUGAUCUCUCCGUGUUUGUAGGAAGCUCUGACCCUUAACAUUCUUCUAAAAUUUAGUCUAAGGAGAGUGGUUUUGAAAUUCUGUCAAGGAUACCGCGCGUUGCUCUGGUCCAAUGUUUGACGUUUUUGUCGGAAGGAGAAUUAUUUUCAUUACUUUUGAUUAUUUGGUCGUAAAAUCGAAAUUCAUUUGAUGUUUAAGAUUUCCGUUUACUUUAUUUGCGAUUAUGUGUAAGCUGCAAAAUCAAAAACUUCUCAAUAGUAACUCUCGUAAUUUGUUUUUUGCGGCUUCUGCGUCAAGGACGCCCCUCUGAGAGUUAUCCAGCUAUAAUAAGGUUUUUCCUCCAUCAUUCCGUUACUUUCGCCGAUCAACUCAUUGAACAAGCCGUGCAUAGUUGGCCCGUAGUUACAAAACGCCGUAGUCGAUCCACAGGCAUUGUUGUAGGAACAGAUUCAGUAGGAAGCUAAUUACAGAGAAAAGUUUAUUGUGUGCUCUCGAAGAAAUCCAUCGUUUGCACCUGCGUCUCCGAAGAUUUGCGCAUGCCCAUGUCGGUGGACCCGUCAUGAAAUAUUCAUAUGGAGUGUCCUGUUCCCGAAAUGUAAGUCAUCGAGUAAUGUUACAAUAAAAAACAAACAUUUUUUGAAAAGUCUGACUGAAAAGAGAAGGUGUUUUUUGCUGUCUGAAACGUCUUAGUCACUGAUGGUACACUUACGUACCUGUACACUUCGAUAUCUAUUCAUUUGAUCGAACGCGUAAUAAUUGGUAGAUCAUAACAGAUUCGUUCUAUCUUUAUGUUGCAUUCACUUUCAUGAUGUGAAUAAACACAGACUAGAAUUUGAAUACUAGAUCAGCCGCAUUUAGACAGCACACAGAACGCCGGCUGUUUUUGUACUUAGUAAUAUAUCCUUAAACUGCAAGCACUAUUAAAAACAAAAAUUUUUCAAAGCCUCUGUGCUUUUACUACACGUACCGUACAAGGACACGAUUUCUUGGUUUUGGUUUCCAGAUUUCUUUAGACAUGUAGCCUUGAUGGUAUUAAUCUAUGAUUAUUGCUUUUAUUGGAUUCUUGCAAUAAGAAAAACGAAACUCGGUUGUGGACCAAUUUUGCUUUAACGUUCUGCCUGUUUUUUCUUCGUGCCAUGCAAGUAGCACAAAAUUUUAAGUUUGUUCAAAACAGACUUCUACGGCCUGGGAAGUAUCCUCAUGAAUAAUAGAACCUGAAUGGCUUUGUGCCUCCGCCGUCUUUGAGGGUAGAGGGUAUAAACAAAAAGAGUUAAAAACAGAGAGUUUUAUUCCAGAAUAAGGUAUCUUUGAGGAGUUAUAGUUUCUCGUUAAUAUUAAAUUUGGUAUAGGGAAUGGAUAUUUGAUUUCAAGUCUAAAAUAGGGUACUGAACAAAAUACAAAUGAACAUGGUUUCUUCCUAUACCCGGUAGCACACACCAACCUAAUUCAGUACUAAAGAACCCCUAAGGAGCAGGGUCUAUAACAACAGUGGUAGCGGGGGCAAACGCAAGGCUCAUCAAAUUGUUUUAGUUUAUGCGGUUUUGCUUAGGUUUUUGCUUAUGCCUAAACCGGCUCAUGUCCAUAGUGAAUUUCCCAAAUCUUGCAGAGUCGGUUAAUGAUCCAUUCAGCCGCAAACACCAUUUCAGUACUUUCCAAAGAGAUGUCGGUUUACGUGAACAGAAUCAGUUUUGCUUUAAUUUUCUGUUUGUUUAAUAAGAGUUUGAUUCGAUUGAUUUCUUCAAAUAUAUUAUUUAUGCUUAGGAAAUAGACAGGUCGUGACUGAAGUGAAUUGUGUCUGACCUUGAUUGUUGCUUUCUUCCUAAAGAACUUUUUUGUCACUGAUUUCUCAGUCUGAUAUACGUUUUGGGGCCCUCUCGGAAAGUGUACAACGACGAGUCACCGUCAUUAGGAACCCGAAACUACGACGUAGACGACAGUGAGAACUUCAAGGAACAAUAGCUCUUAAUAUGAAGCAAAACAAUAUCUCUGCAAGUCCAGCGCUUUUCUGUAAAUUUCUUUGACGUCCCUGCUUAUAAACUAUGACGAGUAAUGAGCAAAUUUUGCUUUCUCAAAGGGCCGAACGUAAACGGCAGGACGAUAUUUUUUCUGUAUCCGAAUUCGAAUUAGGAUACUGAUUAAACACGGCAAGUCGGGACAAGGAGCGUUUGCAUGCUUAUUAGCCACGAGACAAUAAGCCCGAGAAAAGGACGGUUUGCACUCGCAAACCGCGAUUUAAUAAAACGAAUACAAUUUUGAAUUGUUUAUGCUCACACUCAGACACCCCUUCUAAGACUUACCAUGACUUGAAGGUCGUGGAAAUGACGUUAUUGCAUGCCCUAUAAGUUUGUUGAUGUUUGCAGGCCUAAACGUUUUGUUUUGUUCAUCCUCCAGGUAUUCCCUCUUUGCGGGGAACAUGCAAAACGUGACCACCGGCUACGUCAUUGGACAAACGGACCUGGCAGACAAUAGUGAGCACCAAGUAGAAAUAAAGCAAAUGGAGGCAAACGGCAGCACGCUCACUCUCUACGUGGAUGUCGACAAAAAGCUCAUCGAAAUACCUGGGUUUUAUUCCAGGCGUUUUGCGCAUCAGACUUUCUACGUUGGAGGUGUUGACCUUAUUCAAAGAAGAAAAAGACACUGGUAUUUAAGAGAGAUUCUUCCCUACGUUCCAUUUGAAGGGUGCCUGGAUAACCAACACGUUAAGAUUAAUGGUAUAAACCUCCUCGAUUUGGCAAGAAAGGGAAAUGCAUCUGUUUCUGGAAAACUAACUCCUGGCUGUAACAUAGCCUCUGAGGGAUAUAAUCCAAUAACUUUUAAAAAACCCAAAUCCUUCAUCAAGGUGAAUGUUCCAGUAAUGAACACUGCUUCCUAUAGCGUCAAGUUCCGCACGUACAUCGGGCAAGGAAUCCUGUUACAUCAGCGAGCAACGGUAAAAAACGGCGCUAACAUAAAACUGUUCCUAGAUUCUGGUAUAGUCAAACUGGAAUUCGCUUCGGUUCCACUUCAAGUUGGAUUGAUGAUAGAUGAUGGAAUGUGGCAUUCUGUGACUGUUGAUAUUAGCUCAAAAAGAGUCACGCUUACAGUGGAUAACAAAGAGUCAUCUUCUGACUGUGAUGGUUCUUUUGUAACUAGUUCCGUGGUAUUUGCCGGAGGCAAUGAAUGGGGGAAAAAUGGUUUUGUCGGAUGUAUGCGUGAUCUUAUCGUACAGGGACAGAAUAUCAGUUUGCGAAAUUUAUGCCGAACCCAAGUAUGCAGGAAUGAGUGUUCGCUCCCAGACCUCUGUGUUCCUAACCCUUGUAGAAACCGUGGUAGGUGCUCACAGCAAUGGAACCAAAGCGUUUGCGACUGCUCGGGAACUGAUUUUACGGGUACAAAAUGCGAGAAGCCGGCGUUUUUUAUGCAGUCAUGUGCUGAUUGGUAUGCUGCGGGUAAAAGGACUAAUGCAUAUUACAGAAUAAAUCCUCGACAUUCAGAGCCUUUUGCAGUCUAUUGCAAUAUGACAAACAUGAGAGGUCCUUCAACGGUGAUUUUUCAUACCCGACAUAGAAAUAAAGUUAUCGCAGCUCGAAACAAUCGUGACGGUAAAUAUUAUCAGCACGAGAUCAUCUAUGAGAAUUCUAAUGACCAAAACAUUAGGGACCUAAUAGCAAGCAGCACGCUCUGCAGGCAAUAUCUUCAGUACAAAUGCUAUAACUCAGUAAUUUUUGAUUCGCCUAAAACUUUUGAUCUUGAGUCGGGCCGAGGAGCACGCUGGGUAUCACGUGACGGACAAUUGCAGGAUUACUGGUCAGGUUCAUCUGAAGGGAGUAUGAAGUGCGCAUGCGGAAUGAAUGGAACGUGCGUCGAAAGAAACAAGGUGUGCAAUUGCGACACCACUGACAAUAAGUGGCAUACGGAUGAUGGAUAUCUAACAAAUUUACAACACCUCCCGGUAAAAAAGUUGUUAUUUAGCGUAGAUGGAACUAGCGCGAAAUCUUAUUACGUUUUAGGAAGUCUUGAAUGUUACGGCUCAACUACUAUUAGAACAACCACGACCGACUUUGCACCAAAUGGCAGUUUCACCACACCUAAUCCAACAGGCCUAGAAUCGACCAAGCAAACAGCAAAGUCUCCAAGCACUUCAUCCACUGGACCAUCUGGUGGGAAAGGUCGUACUAACAACAUUCGGGUCAGUACAGUUACCUCUAACUUGGCAGGCACUCUGCACGACAGCACUGCAACCACAGAACCUCAGAAGAGGUCAACAACGCACACCCAAGAAAGUCUUCAACCACACGUAAUUGUCAUAGAGGCAACUAGGAGAUACAUAACUAUUCGCGAAAACGCCAACCAACAACUUGUGCUUAUCAUACUUAGCGUUAUUCUAGCCGUGUUCGUUAUUGCAAUCCUUGUGCUUAUUGUGAAACAGAACUUGUUUUAUCCUUGCAAGUGUCUAAAAGUGCCUUUUUGUCAUGAAGUACCCAAUUCAGAUACCAUCGAGCUUCGCCCGCCAAGUCCUGCCGAACCCGAGAUCCUGCAGCUUGAAGCAAGCCCUUAUCCGGCAAGAAAUUACCAUACUGUAUCUCACGAUGGCCGCGAUUCACCGUCUUUAGAGAUUUACAGUGACGCCGAGACUGACAGGUUAGAUAUAAGCAAUGGCAGCUCCACUUGGAACUCGGAAAACGCGGACAUGGAAAAUGAAAAAUCCGAAAAGCGGAAGGAUUUUGAAGAUAUUGAUCUUGGGCUCAUUGACCUUGUACCUUUUCCUGGCUGUAAACAAUUCAGCACGGAGCAGCAAAUUCUGAAACUUAAGGAGGUCUUAUAUGAUGUCCUAACUGCCGCUGACGUCACUGCCACCUACAGCGACAAAAACAAAAACACUACUAACCUUACUAAACGCUGUCAGGAAGUGGCGCAAUGCAGAGCUGACGUACAGUGUAACCAGCCACUGUUAACAGAAGACAAACAAUUAGGAGAUUCAAAUAGCGAUUCUACAGCUUCUAUUUCUGACAUAAGCUCAACGAUUGAACACUCUCCAGACAUCUCUCCUUGCAACGAAGAGAUUAAUGUGAAAAGCUUCAGCAAAGAAUCGUCCGAGGAGAACGCUUACAAAUCAGAGAGAGACAAAGGUAGUUUGACUUCCUCCGACCCCCAUGAUAACUACCUUUCGUUAGAUGUGGAUAGUCUAGAGAGCGGUACUCUAAGACAGCCAUUAAAGGUAGCGAAUUUAAAUGGCAACUGCUGUUACGAUGAACAACUUUUAUAUGACAAUAGUUUUAGCCACCGACGCCAAAAGCAAGCUGAGCUGCAAAAUGUCUCCAAUAGCAAGUCUCUCAAGAAAAACAUGCACAGGCAUAGCUCUCCGCGUUCGCACCUAUUUUCCCGCCAAAAGAGCGAAGAAGAAUCACUGCUGUCUUCGAACCAAGCUAGUCGAGGUAAUCCAAGCAGAGGCAAUUGUCUCUUAGAAAGUCGCUGUAGUGGCGUUUCUAAUACUUUUCAUCAUACUAAGCAGCCGCACCAGCAGCAGCAGCAGCAGCAGUAUCCAAAUGGUCAAGAAAAUCAGAUUAAAGAGCGCUAUAAGAAGCCCGCUUGUGCUAUGCCGCCCAAGCAACCGCGUGCACAGAAAUAUGAAACAGAACUAUAG
Messenger RNA from Porites evermanni, 6986 nucleotides. NCBI's taxonomy places the organism in Eukaryota, Metazoa, Cnidaria, Anthozoa, Scleractinia, Poritidae. The record is from the annotation of a GenBank genome assembly.